This is a messenger RNA of Haliotis rufescens (red abalone), 2249 nucleotides long. RefSeq names its product sex hormone-binding globulin-like. NCBI's taxonomy places the organism in Eukaryota, Metazoa, Mollusca, Gastropoda, Lepetellida, Haliotidae. The record is from RefSeq and is a predicted model, not a curated record. Bases 439 to 1092 code for a protein of 217 amino acids. The transcript is spliced from 5 exons.
GACUCACUCUAAUUCUAAUCUGUGGAAAGUUUCACCCAGGUCGGGCAUCGUAUAUUCCUGCUGAGAACUUGCAAGGGGGAAUGUGUCGUCUGCUCGGUCAGGCGUGACGUAGCGGCGCACGCGCAACUUGCACGCGGGAUGAUGAAACAAAGUUGUAGGUGAGCAAUCAAUGAGACAGCCCCCAUUUCUCCAGCAGCAGGUUCGUCGUGUCACGUUUAGCCACGGUGACAUCACCGUCACUCGGUAGUAUAUAAGACAGACUGGGUCGCCGCUUUCAGCAUAUCAUCUCUGUCCACUCAGCAAUUAACUCACAGCUCAUUAUAACUGCCGGGACUCGUCUGCCUCAUACAGAUCAACAGAAACAAGCUGAUUGCGAAACUUCAGCGUGCUGUUAACAAGGAUUUUAAAACAAACUUUUGACAGAUUCAAGAAGUGACCAUGUCUGGGUUUACUUUCAGCACAUUUUUAAACUUGGCUGUGUAUGUUGUCGUCUGCUGGGUAUUGCACGUGGAAGGUCGGCACGUCAAAAGAGCAUGCAAGAGCUCCGAGAUUGACAUCAUGACUUCCAGCGGAGCAAAGAUUGAGCCGUGGACAUUGAGCCGGGUACAACUGCCUCGUCUGUCAAAAACCUUCAGCAGUGACGGUCACAAACUAACUUUCGAGUUCAGGACGACCUCCCAAUCGGGUCUGUUGUUCUAUGGCACCAUGAGGAACCGGAGAGCGUCCAAGCUGAUCGUUCUGCAGCUGGUCCGUGGAAAACUGUUCUACACCACCAGGUGCCCGUCAGCUGACUCCGGACUACUCCUCCCUACACCCUACAGGUUGGACGACGGCAAGUGGCACACAGUCGAAUUUCGACGAGAGGGAAGAAAAGGUUACAUCAUUCUGGACAACCAACCCUACUUCAAAACCUACCCAGUCACCUGCAAACUGACGUCAUUUGUUUUCGGCGGCCUUGAACCAGUGGACGCAGCCUCCGUCCUGCCCCUAUUGCGAACGAGCACACAUUUCGAUGGCUGUAUUCGGAAUUUGAGUCUGAACAUCGACCAUGGUCUUGCUCCUCGGUACUACGCCGUAUCCAUCUGCAGCUAAGGUCUUGUCCCGUGAAAGUGGAACUAAAACGUAGAAGCCACGAUUGUUUGUCACGUGGGCUGUUUUGGCGCCAAUGCAAUAGCAGUUUGAUCUGUUAGAUUUUUGACGUCAUCAGAUUUUACUGAUCAACCCGGGCAGGCGAGACCCGACAGGGCGCGUGGUGAGUUUCCGACCGAUGACCUUUGACGACGCUAACCUGUCACAGCGCCACCCUGUUACAACCCCGUGUGCUUGCGUGACCACCUGUGUUCAGCUCGACCUUGACCUUGUGCACACCAUCGGCUAUAUCAGCAACAUUGACCUGGGCCUUCGUUACAACAUCGUCACAAUGACGAUUCCAUUAGUCAAGUACAACCAUUGCCGUCCAUUACAUUGUAAACUUUACAAGACCCUUGACCUUACAUUACUGAAGGUCGCCUUGACCUUACAUUACUGAAGGUCACACAUAUACAGUCGCAGACAUAUAAGGCCCAUGCCAGGCCUUUCGCAGUGCUCACCUGUCCCAGAUAGUUCAUUUGGGUUGUUUGUUGGGUUAGUUUUAAUAUUUUGGAAGUAGAUGUACUAUUUUUUCGUCAUUCAACCUCCAACUUCCAUUUCGAUGUCACUCGUGCGUUAUAGGUGUUAAUUUCUAUUGUUGUAUUAGCUCAUGCCGAGAAGUCGUCUCCUUGCUGUGUGCUCUAUCCCAUUAAAACAUGGAGUAGUUCGCCAACUCUCAGUAGUUAUAUGUCGCAUUAUAAAGUUUGCUGUAGUAACUUUGUCCAUCACAACUACUUCUGUAUUGGUGUAUUUAUUUAUAUGAAGCUUGUCGGACGUUUCUGUUAAUGCGUUUAACAUUAAUUUCAUUGGCGAAAAUGGGACAUACCGCGAAGUUGAGAGCGUGCCCCUGGACCGUUGUAAGGUCGUUACUGCGGCCAGGUUCAAAUGUAGACGCAGCCUGCGUGGCACCGAUGACGUCAGUCAUUAACUUAACAUGUAAGUAUGUAAAUGUAUUACAUAUUGUUAUUUAUUCAUCUGUGAUACAGUGCCGUCAAUGUCUCAGCUGUGCAUGUCAAUACUGCGUACUCCAGUUGCCUGUUAGGUAGCAUAGAUUGUUAGCUUUCCUUGUUAUUUUGUAAAAUAUUUACAAUAUUGCUAAUAAAUUUAUUACAAAUAAUGAA